Chinchilla lanigera (long-tailed chinchilla) is the source of this 7892-nucleotide messenger RNA. It is a transcript of the gene Srcin1, whose product is annotated as SRC kinase signaling inhibitor 1. Gene Ontology annotation, biological process: regulation of dendritic spine morphogenesis. The record is from RefSeq and is a predicted model, not a curated record. Gene Ontology annotation, cellular component: postsynaptic density; actin cytoskeleton; cytoplasm. Lineage: Eukaryota; Metazoa; Chordata; Mammalia; Rodentia; Chinchillidae.
GCCCAGGAGGGGGGAAGUCAGGGUGCCGACUGCUGCGGUCGUGUGCCCAGACGGUGUGGCAGGGACAGCUCUUGGCUGCCCUCCUGGGCCGUCGGGCUGGAGCAGGGAAGGCCCCCUCCUUGGUCCUCCCGCCCGGCUGGGCCACCUGAGCGCCGCAACUGGACCUCGCUCUUGAGGGGCACUGGGACCUUGCCCCCGGCCGGGCUUGCGCUGGCUGGAGGCAGGCCUGCGGGCGGCCGGGAAGGCGGGAGGGCCCUGCGGAGGCUGCCAAUGGGUAGCAGAUCAGGAAGCGGGGAAACCGGUUUGCCAUUUGGGCCUCUUGGGGUGGGGUCUCCUCUCCUGGGCCUUGGCGCGCUUGCCGCUCUGCCUAGUGCCCCACAGCCAAGAGAUGCAGGGUGUCCCCUUCUUGCCCAUCUGAACUGGCAUUCGGAAUGCCAGGUGCAAGUAAGAGGGGCAGGGGUCUCGGCUCAGUUUCCUCUCCUCAAGAGAGGCUGGGGAGCGAAGGGGCAGGAAGAACCGGAGGAAAGCAGUCUCCGGAGCAGGAGCCCAAGGAGGAGUCGCCCGGAGCUCGGUCGGAGCUGGAGACCUCUGCAGGGCCCACAGGGCUCCAGCGAGCGGCGGGAGGGAAGCCGGCAGGACUCUGUUCCCUCUGUUUAAAGUCUCCAGAUCCGGAGCGGAGCAGCCCCCCCAUGCUGUCUGCGGACGAUGCGGAGUACCCGCGGGAGUACCGGACCCUGGGGGGCGGGGGCGGGGGCUCCGGGGGCCGGCGCUUCUCCAACGUGGGCCUGGUGCACACGUCCGAGCGGCGGCACACUGUGAUCGCCGCGCAGAGCCUGGAGGCGCUCAGCGGGCUGCAGAAGGCGGACGCCGAGCGCAAGCGCGAUGCCUUCAUGGACCACCUGAAGAGCAAGUACCCGCAGCACGCGCUGGCCCUGCGCGGCCAGCAGGACCGCAUGCGAGAGCAGGUCGGCGGCUGGACCGUGGACCCUGUGUGCCUCCUCAGCUCCCUCUGCUCCCACCUGCAUGGCGACUCCACGCCCUCCGGGGCUGGCCAGCCCGCCCAGCAGCCAAACUACUGGAGUUUCAAGACCCGCAGCUCGCGCCACACUCAGGGAGCCCAGCCGGGGCUGGCAGACCAGGCAGCCAAGCUGUCCUACGCCUCGGCUGAGUCACUGGAGACCAUGUCGGAGGCCGAGCUACCCCUGGGCUUCAGCAGGAUGAACCGCUUCCGCCAGAGCCUGCCCCUCUCCCGCUCUGCCAGUCAGACCAAGCUGCGCUCGCCAGGGGUGCUGUUCCUGCAGUUCGGGGAGGAGACGCGGCGCGUGCACAUCACGCACGAGGUCAGCAGCCUGGACACGCUGCACGCCCUCAUCGCACACAUGUUCCCGCAGAAGCUCACCAUGGGCAUGCUCAAGUCGCCCAACACCGCCAUCCUCAUCAAGGACGAGGCGCGCAACGUCUUCUACGAGCUGGAGGACGUCCGGGACAUCCAAGACCGCAGUAUUAUCAAGAUCUACCGGAAGGAGCCGCUGUAUGCUGCCUUCCCUGGAUCCCACCUCACCAACGGGGACCUCCGGAGGGAGAUGGUGUACGCGUCGCGGGAGUCGUCGCCCACGCGGCGUCUCAACAACCUGUCGCCGGCCCCGCACCUGGCGUCCGGCUCGCCGCCCCCCGGGCUCCCGUCCGGGCUGCCGUCCGGGUCCCCGUCGCGCUCGCGCCUGUCCUAUGGGGCGCAGGGCGUGAGCCCCAGCCCCAGCGCCAUCCUGGAGCGGCGCGACGUGAAGCCGGACGAGGACCUGGCGGGCAAGGCGGGCGGCAUGAUGCUGGUGAAGGGCGAGGGGCUGUACGCCGACCCCUACGGGCUGCUGCACGAGGGCCGCCUGAGCCUGGCGGCGGCCGGCGAACCCUUCGCGUUCCCGGGCCCCGGCGGGCUGUACAAGCGCGGCUCGGUGCGCUCGCUCAGCACCUACUCGGCCGCCGCGCUGCAGUCCGACCUGGAGGACUCGCUCUACAAGGCCGCGGCCGGCGGCGGCGCGCUCUACGGGGACGGCUACGGUUUCCGCCUGCCGCCCUCUUCGCCGCAGAAGCUGGCGGACGUGGGCGCGCCCCCCGGCGGACCCCCGCCGCCCCACAGCCCCUACUCGGGCCCGCCCAGCCGCGGCUCGCCCGUGCGCCAGUCCUUCCGCAAGGACUCAGGCUCCUCAUCCGUCUUCGCCGAGAGCCCCGGGGCCAAGACGCGCAGCGGCACCGGGGGCGCCUCUGGAACCGGGGUGCCCCCGUCCGAGCUCUUUCCCGGCCCUGGGGAGCGCGCGCUCGUGGGCUUUGGACCACCAGUGCCAGCCAAGGACGCAGAGACCAGGGAGCGCAUGGAGGCCAUGGAGAAGCAGAUUGCCAGCCUCACGGGCCUGGUACAGAGCGCCCUCCUUCGGGGGUCGGAGCCCGAGACCCCCAGUGAGAAGAUUGAAGGCUCCAACGGGGCAGCCACCCCCUCCGCACCGUGCGGGUCAGGCAGCCGCAGUAGCGGGGCCACCCCGGUGUCCGGUCCUCCCGCGCCCUCGGCCGGCGGCGCCCCGGCGGAGAAGCCCACGGCGGUCAGCCGUCUGCAGAUGCAGCUGCACCUGCGCGGCCUGCAGAACAGCGCCAGCGACCUGCGCGGCCAGCUGCAGCAGCUGCGCAAGCUCCAGCUCCAGAACCAGGAGUCGGUGCGCGCGCUGCUGAAGCGCACGGAGGCGGAGCUGAGCAUGCGUGUGUCGGAGGCGGCGCGGCGGCAGGAGGACCCGCUGCAGCGACAGCGCACCCUGGUGGAGGAGGAGCGGCUGCGCUACCUCAACGACGAGGAGCUCAUCACCCAGCAGCUCAAUGACCUGGAGAAGUCCAUGGAAAGGAUCCAGCGGGAUGCGUCCCACAGCCACCGGCUGGUGCCCGGCCCGGAGCUGGAGGAGAAGGCUCUGGUGCUGAAGCAGCUUGGGGAGACGCUGACGGAGCUCAAGGCUCACUUCCCAGGGCUGCAGAGCAAGAUGCGCGUGGUGCUGCGCGUGGAGGUGGAAGCCGUGAAGUUCCUGAAGGAGGAGCCGCAGCGCCUGGACGGGCUGCUCAAGCGCUGCCGCGGGGUCACUGACACACUGGCCCAGAUCCGCAGGCAAGUGGACGAGGGAGUGUGGCCACCCCCCAACAACCUCCUGAGUCAGUCCCCCAAGAAGGUGACGGCCGAGACCGACUUCAGCAAGGGCUUGGACUUCGACUUGCCACCCCCUAGCCCUCCACUGAACCUGCAUGAGCUGAGCGGCCCAGCCGAGGGGGCCCCCCUCACCCCCAAGGGCAGCAACCCCACCAAAGGCCUGGACGCUGCUGGGAAGCGAAGCGUGGACAAGGCCGUGUCCGUGGAGGCUGCAGAGCGAGACUGGGAGGAGAAACGGGCGGCGCUGACCCAGUACAGCGCUAAGGACAUCAACCGGCUGCUGGAGGAGACGCAGGCCGAGCUGCUCAAGGCCAUCCCUGACCUGGACUGUGCCGGCAAGGCCCACGUGGGCCCGGCCCCCGCCCCAGACCACAAGCCCCCCAAAGCCCCCCAUGGCCAGAAGGCGGCGCCCCGCACGGAGCCCAGCGGGAGGAGGGGCUCAGAUGAGCUGACGGUGCCCCGCUACCGCACCGAGAAGCCCUCCAAGUCGCCCCCGCCACCCCCUCCCCGCCGCAGCUUCCCCUCAUCGCAUGGCCUGACCACCACGCGCACUGGGGAGGUGGUGGUCACCAGCAAGAAGGACUCGGCCUUCAUCAAGAAGGCGGAGUCCGAGGAGCUGGAGGUGCAGAAACCGCAGGUGAAGCUGCGCAGGGCCGUGUCUGAAGUGGCCCGCCCGGCCUCCACGCCCCCCAUCAUGGCCUCGGCAAUCAAGGACGAGGACGACGAGGACCGCAUCAUCGCAGAGCUGGAGGUGUUUGAGAGAAGCUCUGUCUCCUCCCUCCCCCCCACGCCCCGCCGCCAGCCGAUCCCCACCUUGCUGUCCCCCCAGGACCUGGGGCCCCCCAGGGGCUCAGCCCUGGGCCCCCCGCGGAAGGCUGCCCCAGGACUCUCGGCCUUCUGCGUCCCCCGGAUCGUCCUGACGGAGUGUCCCCCAUGCCCACCAGAAGUCAGGAGUGAGGAUCCAGGCCCCCGCUCAGCCCCUACACCAAGACCCCGGACCCUGGUGUGCCCCAGGCCCCAGGCCCCGCCAGAGCUGGCGGCCGUGGCUGCCUGGCCCAGGAGCACCCCGGUGCCCGCGAAGGCCAGGGCAGCCAGGAAGGAACUGGCCAGAGCCACCUGUCCGAGGGCAGCAGCCCUGGAUGGGACUCAGGAGCCCCCCGCCAUGGAGACGCCUGCAGCAGACACACCCAGGGACGCGGGGCAUGGGGCGCAGACCUGCUGUGGGGAGCGGCCCUCAGGCAGUCCAGGCUUUGUGGUGCGGAGGGACAGCCUGGAGGAGGCGCUGUGGGAGCUGGAGGCCACCCUGAGCGAGCUGGGUGCAGCCCCUGCCACUGCAGGACGCCCUGCUGGUCCCUCCGGCCCGCUCCCCAGACCCCAGAGUGGCGGUGGCAGCGUGCCGCCCAUGAAGGUGGUGACGCCCGGGGCCUCGAGGCUGAAGGCAGCCCAGGGCCAGGCAGGCAGCCCGGACAAAGGCAAGCACAGCAAGCAGCGGGCGGAGUACGUGAGGAUUCAGGCCCAGCAGCAGGCCACUAAACCAUCUAAAGAGAUGAGCGGGUCGAAUGAGACCUCGAGCCCAGUGUCAGAAAAGCCCUCGGCUUCCAGAACCUCCAUUCCCGUAUUGACUUCCUUUGGGGCAAGGAAUUCUUCCAUCUCCUUCUAGAACCUUCUAGAAGCCCCUCACAUCCCUCCCCAGCCCGCCCCCUCCUUCCUCCUGCCAUCUUUCCCUACUCGCCUUCCCUUCAUCCCCCACACCCCACCCCCUCCUGUGGGCCCUCCAGGGUCCCCCCCACAUGGCCCUCCUCACCCUCUAUACUCCUCCCCGCCCCCCUGUUGGUGUUUUUGGUUUUUUUUUUUUUUUUAAUGAUUCACCUUUAUUUAUCUUUUUUUAAAAAGCAGAAAGUACAACUAAAAACCAAACACACCACCUCCCCUUGACUUCCUGUUCCCAGUGGCCUCUUCCUGUCACCGUCUGUCCCCUCUCUCAUACUCUUCCCGAAGUCCACCCCGCAGCUCCUGCCCUGUCCCCGUGCCCGCCUUCCCCUCGCUCCUGAGGAAACUCCAAACAAACUCUGAGCCACGCAGACUUGGAGAGGCAAGAGAGCCCCUCCCUUCUCGGUCAUCCCGUCCUGGAGGAGCGUGAAGAGGUUGGGCUGCCCCCAGCUUCCGGCUGGACCAUGGGACCAGGGCAUGAGGGCGACCCUGGCCCCGGAGACGCCCUGCUCCCCGACAGAGCUGGGACGAGACAGCGCUGCUGCUACUUUGCUCCGUCCUGUCGCGUCCAGUGCGCCGGGAGGCCAGAUGGACCCGUGGGCAUCACAGAGGGACAGAGGCGGGGCGGGAGAGGUCCCGGGCUGGGCGUGUGGCCAUGGUGACCAGGCCCGUGUCCCUGGGAGCUACUGGCUUGUGGGGAGGAGCUGCCGGUGCUGGCAGAGAAGGAGGCGCUGGUGACCCUGGCAUGGAGGGAGGUCACGGGGGCAGCCUGCCUCUGGGCCGCUGCCCAAGGAGAGGGCAGCCCGGGAAGGAGCAUUCAUCCUUUUAGUUUCCUAAUUUAGCACUUUACACGCCAUUAACUUAUUGAAUGGGGGUGGGCAGGCGACAGGGAAGGGCCUGGCAGGGUAGGUCUGGAGGCCUGAGGGUGGGAGGGAGAGGAGCAGAGCUGGGGGGUUUGGGGCAGUGAGGACAGCUCUGACCCCACAGGCGGGGCCGACCUGACCUGCAGCACCCUUUCCAUGACUUGAGGGCUUUGGGGCAGGCUGCGACGUGGGGAUCUGGUGACUACUGACAAGAUGUUUGAGGGUCCCCAAGUCCUGGAAUAGAGGGGGAAGGAGGCUUUAGGUCCCCAGUCCUGGGGUGCCCAGGGGCCCGGGGAGAUGGGGGAGGAGGGGAUGGAGUGGUGUCCCCAGGGGACAGGGUUCCUAUUUGGAGCACAAAGGUAGAGGAAGCACAGGGAGGGGACAUCGGGCUUGUCCCCCAUAAGCACAGAAAGGAGGAGCCAUGGAAGGGGACUGGGCCCACGUCCCUGGGGGCCCGGUGGGGGACCCAGGGAGCUGGGGAGGGCUGGGGAGUGGGGAGCCGGGCUGUUUCUUCGUUCCUUUGGGAUUAUUUUUGGUUUCUGGAUUUGUUGAUUCAUCUUUGUUUUCUAGCUUCGGACCAUUUUUUGUACAAAGGCAAGUGAGCCUUUUUGAAAAAUAACAAAAGAAGAGGAAAAAAAAAAUCCCUCCCUGAAAAAAAAAAAAUCACAAAAAAACCUAGAAAAUAGGAAAAAAAAAAAAAAAGGACCUCAUAAAUGAUGCAAUUACUUUUAAUUGCAGGCAACUCUUUACAUUUAAGUGAAGUGUCUUAACAUUUUAUAUUGUUUUAAAAAUAUAUUUACAUAUUAUAUAUAUAUAAUAUACGUAAUAUAAAUAUAUAUAAAUAUUUAAAAAAGAAAAAAAAAGGAACCCACGGCCCUCUCUUCCUGGCCGCUGUCUGGGCGGGGCUGGGGCCUGGGGACAGCGGCGGCCGGGGCUGGGGCCGGUCCAGGGAGGCAACGCGAUGCUUAGUCGGGUACAGAGACCCCGGCUCGGGAGGGGAGGGGGGAGUGGUGCCCCCUCCUCCCUCCGCUCCAUUACUCUGCUUGCUAUUCCGCCUGCCCCCCACCACCUCAGCCCUGUGACCUGAGUGCGUACCCCACUGUCACUGUCCUGAGUGGAUGUCCCUGUGUGGGGGAGGGGAGGGGAGCGUCCAUCCGUGGGGCCGAAGGAGGGGGCCCCACCCACCCCCUGCGGUAGAGUCCAGUGGGAUCCGCAUCCUUCUCGCUUUAGUUCCUGCACACGAGCGGGCUGGGAGGCACUUGCUUGAGACUGCAGCUUGGGUGUGUGCAGAUGUGUGCGGGUGUGCACCGGCACGGGGCCUCCUAGCUGCGCGUGCAUUUGCAUGAGGUGUGAGUGCAUGGGGAUGGCCUGUCUGUGUGUGUGUGUGUGUGUGUGUAUGUGUGUGCACGGAGGCGCGUGUAAGCUGCUAGGACACUGGCAUGUGCCUGCCUGCGUGUGCACGUGAGAGGAGCCCUGCGCGUGAGAACACGUGUAGCGUGUGUGCAGAUGUGCCUGGCUUCCAGAGACCCGUCACAUGGGGACCGCAAAGGCGUGGACGCGGAGGCGCGUGGGACCUGGCUGCGGCUACGGGCGUGGGCACGAGUGUGCUGGUGCAGAUCCAGAGUGCGUGUGCAUGCGUGUGCGUGCGCGUCCCAUCAUCCCCGCAACCCGCCUGGCUCCCUUUCCCGGCCCCCGACCCCCAGAGCCCGCAGCACGUCUGUGCCCCACUGCAUGCGCCUCGCUGCCCCCCCACGCCCGUGUGUGCUUGACAGAAAUCGGGGGGACGGUGCCCCCGCCCGCCGCGCUGCCCCUCGCAUGGGGGCUCUCGCCCGCCCCGCCCCAUGCUGUUCCCGGAGCCCGGCUGGGGCUCUGCGCGGGGUCCCAGGGCACCCGGGCCAAGCUCAGCUCCACCCCGCCCCGUCCACCCCGUAGGGACCGUGUUGGUGUAACAGUGACAGCUUCUGUGGAUGUUCUGUGACCUCUGUCGGUGUAACUUGACAAUUUCUAAAUGGAAAAGGGUUGCUGUGUUUUCUGUCUCUUUUUCACCGUCCUUCUCCCCACCUCCCCGCUCUUUCCUUUUCGGUUUUUCUAGCCGAGUGUUUGGGGCUUUAAUAAAAUUUGUUUCUCUUUCCUCUCCUGGA